AUGAAAUUGAAAAACAACUUCAAGAAGUUUAAAAAUAUUUUAAUAAAUAAGCAAGAAGAAGUUAUUCCAUAUACAGGAAGAACAAUUAAAGAAAUAUUAAAUGAUGAAAAAAGAGAACCAAACCAAUUACCAAAAGCAAUUGAAAAAAUGUUUCAUUGUAUGUAUGAAAAAGGGUGUUAUUGUAAAGGGAUAUUUCGUGAAAGUCAAAAUGCAUCAAUAAGGAAAGUUGAAGAAUUAUAUAUGAGAAUGAGUGUAACAAAUUUUGAAGAUAUUCCAGUAGAUGUUAUCGCAAAUGUCUUAAAGAAAUUUCUUAGAAAUUUACCAGUUCAUAUUAUUGAUAAUGAAAUAACUCAACAAAUAUUUUUUGAAUGGAGUAAAAUAAAUAAAAAUGAAAGUAUUCCUGAAUUAAAAAUAAUUCAAACUAUUCAAAAUAUUUUAUCACUUCUUCCUAUUGAACAUCAAACAAUAUUUAAAGAGUUAAUGAAAUUAUCAUAUAAAAUUAUUUCAUUUUCUGAUUUAAAUUCAAUGAAUUCAAAAAAUCUUUCAAUUUGUCUUUCAACUAAUUUAAUGACAUUAAAUGAACCAGAACAAAUAUCAAAUACUUAUGACUUUACAAAUGACUAUACAAUUUGUAUUGACUUUAUUUCAUUUUGUAUUUCAAAUUAUCCAUUAAUAUUUCCAAAUGACGUUGAUGAAAAAUUAAAUAAAAGAAUAACUUAUUUAUUCUCUUCUGAACAACAAUCAAAAUUAUUUUCUGAACAAAAUAUAAAAAUUCAAAGAAAGAAAACAAGUAAAUUAACUGACAAAUUAUUUAAACCAAAUGUUGUUGAUGGACCUAAAAAAAUUGAUGUAUUUGAUAGAAUAACUAAAAAACAACAAAUUAACCAACAACAAAAUCAAUUAAAUUCACAAAAAUUAAUUAUUGAUAAAAGUUUUCCUUCAAAAGAUGAUCAAUCCACUAUUAGUCCUUCUCAAAAUCUUCAUCAAAAUUUUAACACAACUUCACCAAAAGAUAUUAUAACUUCUAGGUCUUCUCAAUACGAUUCUUUAAGUUCAAUUAAAAUUCAAUUACCAAAACAGCCAAGAAGUACUUUUGAUUUUGUAGAACUUCAAAACCAACAAAAAUUAUCAAAAACUACACCAAUUAUUGCAUUAGUCAACCUCCCUGACAUUCAAGAAUCACAAACUAAAUCUCAAGAUGAUGGUACUACUGACAACGAACCUAUUGACAUUUCUUUCAAAAAUCCAGAAUUAUCUUUUAACAGUAUUGAUAAAAUGAUUUUUGAAGAUAAAACAGAUGAGAAUGAAAAUAAUAAUCAAAACGAAUUCAUCGAAAUAACUAAAAAGGCUUUGGACGACGAAAAAAAAAUACACCAAGAAGAAAUGAAAAAAAUUGAAAAAGAACAGAGGUUAGAAGAAUUACCUCCUAUAAAUACUACAACUAAAAAUGAACAGCAUAGUUCAUUAAAAUUUACUUACAACGAAGCUAUAGGAACAUACACAAAGUCAAAUCCAAUUUUUAAGGAUUAA
Molecule: messenger RNA, 1530 nt
Organism: Entamoeba nuttalli P19
Lineage: Eukaryota; Evosea; Mastigamoebida; Endamoebidae
Product: RhoGAP domain containing protein
Exons: 2
Coding region: 1-1530 (509 amino acids)
Biological process (GO): signal transduction
Molecular function (GO): GTPase activator activity
Source: RefSeq, a predicted model, not a curated record